Brienomyrus brachyistius is the source of this 4776-nucleotide messenger RNA. Its product is annotated as tripartite motif-containing protein 2-like. The transcript has 11 exons. The coding region runs from base 607 to 2718 and encodes 703 amino acids. NCBI's taxonomy places the organism in Eukaryota, Metazoa, Chordata, Actinopteri, Osteoglossiformes, Mormyridae. Gene Ontology annotation, biological process: protein polyubiquitination; negative regulation of translation; proteasome-mediated ubiquitin-dependent protein catabolic process. Gene Ontology annotation, molecular function: zinc ion binding; protein binding; translation repressor activity. The record is from RefSeq and is a predicted model, not a curated record.
UCGGCUCUGCUCUCGGCUCCUCUUCAAGUCACAGCCAGGGACGUGUGAAGCGGCCAAUGGGCUGGCGUGCUGCCGCCUGAUUGGCUGCUGCCCCGCUGUCAUGCCGGAGCUCCUCCCCAGCCCCAGUGCCGCUGCUGCUGCCCACAGUCUGCCUGUUUUCUUGUGACACAGCCUCUGAGCCUCAAAUGCUCUGUAGCGACGGGGAGAAAUGGGAGCAACCGUCUGAGGGAAGCAGCAUCGGCGCUCCUGCCCACACCCUGCGCUUCGCCGGAACAGGAUCCACGAUGGAGCUCGCGUCCUCUACACACAGAUCGCAUCUUGAUGGGAAGAGGGACUCCCCUGUCACAGUCCCAGCAUGGCCAGUGAUGGCUCCUGUGCUCCCAGUGCUCCCAGUUCCGUGGUGCCCCAGCCUGAUACGCAGCUCCUGAUCCCCCCUCUAUGUUUGGCCUGUCCCAGCAGGCCAGAGCCCCCCGAUUCGGCCAGAGCCCCCCGAUUCGGCACGCCAGCUGCGAAAGGUGCCUACAGAAAUUUACCGCUUCACACCAGCCGUGCAUCCUGCCCAGACACCCAUCUACCACGUGAUCCACGUUGCCAGGGCUCCCCUCGAUGGACGGGCAGCAGAAGUCGCCCGACAGCAGCAGUGAGGCUUGCACCGUGCUGGAGAAUGUUGCCGCGGCGAUUGCCAGGCAGCCCCUGUCCUGCCCCAACCAUGAGGACAGGGUGCCGUCGUUCUGGUGUCCUCCAUGUGAGACGGAGUUAUGUCAAGAAUGCACCUCCAGCGAGCAUUCUGAGCAUUCCACCAUCCCACUGAAAGACGCCAUGGACCAGAGCAAGACCACUCUUCAGGAGCAGCUCGGGGCCGUCAGGACAAGGCUCCCGGAGAUAGACUCUGCCUUGCGGGUCCUAAUGGACUUUCAGCAGCAGCUCACCACCCAGAAGGCCUCCAUAGAAGAGGACAUCCAUUCCACCUUCGAGGACAUACAGAAGACACUGAAUGUGCGCAAGAGUGUUCUGCUUAUGGAGCUGGAGGUGACAUAUGGGCUCAAGCAGAAGGUGACGUUCAUUUGUGUAGCUCUGGGAGUGUCACGUGUGGUUGAGGGGAGCAGGGGGCUCCUUCUGUGUGUGGAUUGUACACAUGUUAGUUGUUGGGUGUAUGACACUAGGGGGCAGUCUCUGUGCAUGUUUCAGGUGUUGCAAGCCCAGGUAAGCAACCUGCUGCAUGACCAGGAAGAAAUUCACAGCAGCUGCAGCUUCACGGAGAAGGCACUGGAAGAGGGAUCCGAGGAUGAGAAGUUGCUGGUCAUGAAGGAGAUGCCUAAGCGCCUGGGUGAGCUGACGAGCCAGGAGUUCCCACUGCAGCCCCGGGAGAAUGACCAGCUGGACUUCCACGUGGAGACCGAGGGCCUGAAGAAGUCGAUCCACAACCUGGGCACCAUCGUAACUACAAACGCAGUGGCGUACGAGACGGAAGCCAGUGGUGAGGGUCUACGGCAGUGUGUGGUGGGCCAGUCUAACUCUGUCACCAUCACCACCAGGGACAAAGACGGAGAGCCCUGCAGGAGCGGCAACGCUAACCUGACGGCGGAGAUCUUCACCCCUGACGGCAGCGUGGCCGAUGGGGAAAUUCUGGACAAUAAAAAUGGCACAUAUGACUUCCUCUACACAGUGCCCAAGGAGGGAAACUUCACUCUCUCCUUGCGCCUCUAUGACCAGCACAUCAAGGGCAGCCCUUUCAAGCUGAUGGUGAUCAAAUCUGCCGAUGUCUCUCCAUCUGGAGACGGGGCAAAAAAACGGGUCAAAUCCCCCGGCAGCGGCCAUAUCAAGCAGAGGGCAGUCAAGAGGCCAGCUAGUAUGUUCAGCACGAGCAGGAAGAAGGAGAACCCAAUUGAAGAUGACAUGAUCUUCAGAAUCGGUACAAAGGGACGGAAUAAAGGGGAGUUUACUAACCUUCAGGGUGUCGCUGCAUCUCCCACUGGCAAUAUAUUGAUAGCAGAUAGUAACAAUCAGUGUGUGCAGAUCUUCUCCAAUGACGGGCAGUUCAUUAACCGCUUUGGAGUUCGAGGACGGUCACCGGGGCAACUGCAGCGACCCACGGGGGUUUCUGUCCACCCCAACGGAGACAUCAUCAUCGCUGACUAUGACAACAAGUGGGUCAGCAUCUUCUCCAGUGACGGGAAGUUCAAGACAAAGAUUGGCCAUGGAAAGUUAAUGGGACCCAAAGGUGUAUCAGUGGAUAAGAACGGUAACCUCAUCGUGGUGGACAACAAGGCCUGCUCCGUCUUCAUCUUCCACCCCACUGGCAAGCUGGUCACCAAGUUUGGUAGCCGUGGUAACGGAGACAAGCAGUUUGCAGGUCCCCACUUUGCAGCCGUGAACAACAAUAAUGAAAUAAUAAUUACGGAUUUUCAUAAUCACUCUGUGAAGGUUUUCAAUUCAGAGGGAGAGUUCCUUCUGAAAUUCGGGUCCAAUGGGGAGGGGAACGGGCAGUUUAACGCCCCAACAGGGGUGGCUGUGGACAACAACGGCAACAUCAUCGUGGCCGACUGGGGGAACAGCCGAAUCCAGGUUUUUGACAGCAGUGGUUCUUUCCUGUCUUACAUCAAUACGUCCGCAGAGCCCCUCUACGGGCCGCAGGGCCUGGCACUCACCUCUGACGGCCAUGUUGUGGUAGCAGAUUCCGGAAACCACUGCUACAAAGUGUACCGCUACUUACAGUGACCUGCAGCUUUGCCGGACCCUGGACAGGCAGCCACACUCACAUGUCCUUGCACACACUAGGCCACGUUGCUCUAAUAAACGCCGCACUGGAGUCACCAGAGUUCCGCACCACCAGAAACGUCAUGUGACUGUGGCCUUGCUUGUCACCCUCUGGAUCCUCCGCUGCAGUGAGAGGCGUUUCCCAUAAUCCCAUGCUUGUCCCCAGUGUCUCUCACUUCAGACAGCAUCCAAAUGUCGUGCCAAGAAACUAGCAGGACCUUCUAAGACAAACAAACGCCGUCAAGGUCUUCUCUGAACUGCCGUCUACAGAUGAUAGAUAAUCCAGGACAGUAGAUAACUUCUCUGUACAUUCAAACCCCUGUGCUCUUGAUUUUCAGUGUUUAGUUCCCUUAAUAUUUCUUCGUGGAUGAGAACUGCCUGUUAUUGGUUUCAUGACCAAUUUCAUUUAGCAAUUUUCCUUCUUUGCUACGUAAACAAUUGACCUACAAGUGAAACCGACGCCAGUGUUUGGCCCAGUCCAGGCCGGGGGCCAAAAGGUGCCGCAUGGCAGUUUGUGACCAUUUUGCUAAACUCGAUACUAAUCAUUCUCACUUUAUUUAGAUGAAGGCUAGUAUGAAAAAAGUCAAAUGCAGAUAUGAUUAUAUUUAUGAAAAUUGACAUUUAUAGAUUGAUCUUUCAAUUUGGGGGAAAACGUUAAAAUGAGAGAUCUGCCUCUGAAACCUUGCAUUUCGCAGACAAACAGCCACAGUUAUCAUUCGGCUAUUUCCAGUAAAAUGGUUCCUGAUCUCCCCCUGCAGUGAGGUAUGAAAUAUGAAUGUGUGAAUCUCACAGCUCUCCAAAUGUGACAGGAUAUUUCUGAAGCAUUAACAUGCACUGUUAUGGUUAUUGUAGAGUUGUGUAUUCCAUACAGCUACUGAGAGCUGCUACACGCUUAGAUCCAGGAAGGAGUGUAAUGCAUCACCAAACAGCCAUCUGUUGAUGUGUUUGCUGACUAUUUCCUGUUGGAUUACAAGGUCAGUCACCUUGAAUAACUAGCUACUAUUUAGUAGGUUUCGGGGGCCCAAACACUUUUCCCAAAAAGAGGUACUUUAUAGAUAAUACUGUGAGUUAUACAAUGCAGCUCAGUGUAUGUGUAAUAGAGUGUCUGAAGACAGCCUGCAGUUCUGAAACUUUGUAAACUGGUAUUUGCUGGAAGUCUAAGGUUAAACAGCAAACUUAGAUGUUGGAUAAUGAAUAUAGUUUAUUUUACUUUGCCUUUGGUUUAAGACGAAGGAUCACUGACCAUUUAAAGGUUGAGUUGAUGACUCAAUAAAUAUUUUAAUGAAUCCAAAGCCAUCGAUCAUGGUCGUUACAGCUUUCUUUAAUGGUCCUGUACUGAACAUAAGUAUGCUUGCUGUUAUCGCAGCUUUGAACAGGACAUAGAGGAAUGCAUUUUGUGUGCUGUAAUUAAUUACUACAUCAGUGAACAAUAUCCUUAAGGACAGCUAAUGCAUAUCUUGGUUCUGGGAAUGAGGGUCAUUUAUCUUGUUCUUUACAAAACAUGUUUUAUUUAAGAAAUAACUACUUGUUUUACUAAUUUUUUAUUAUUUAAAUUCCUGUGUGUAUAUGAUGCCAAAUGUAUGACUGUGCCCAUAUUAUAUUUUGUUUUCAAGAUGUAUGUUCAUAUUGUUAGUUAUAGCAAGCUUUGAAAUACCGUCGCUAUAAGAAAAUGCACAUAUUUUAUAUAAUUUAAUUAGUGCACAAUGUCUCUGAAACCAUGUACAUUCUGUGUGGAACGCUGCACAUGUUUUACAUUCAUUGGAAGCAGCUCUGAUAGCUGCAUCUCACAAAUUCCAGCAUUUGAAAGUUUACUGAUAAUGUUUAAUUUAUUGCCUACAAUUUUUCGUGCUGAUAUAUGCGCAUGUUUGAAUUUUGCUGAAUCUCUGCUGUACUUCCUGUUGAAAUUAAUCUAGUUCAAAAUGUAGGCUGAUGCAUUUUCAUUACUGGCCCUAAUUUAAUCAUAUUUGAUGACUUCUGUUUAUUUACCGAGCUCAGCCAAUAAAGAAAAGCAUUCUUUGA